AACUAAUGCUGCAAUGGUUAUCUCAUGCAGCAAUAUUUCCCCAGACAUCUGGUUACCUACUUUAAUUUGAAUUACUGUGCUUCAGAAUCGUGUAAAGGAAAAAAAGAAAGCAAUAUAUACAAGGAAAAAGAACACAUACAAAUGAAAAAGAACUAUAUGGUUAGAAAAGUACUGUAAGGAAAUAUCCAUGAGCAUUAAUAGUGGUUAUUCCUCGACAGUGAAAUUGAUUUUUACGUAUUAUUCAUAAUCAGAAAAAAACAUCUAUUUUUUUAAACUUUUUUUCAAUCAAGUCAACCGAUUCUCGGGGCUGAAAGAGGGUUUAGCACCCCCGGCGAGCAGUUUAGUCUCCUCUGGUUCUGCAGUCGUACUCGCCGGACAGCGGGGACCAAGGGACGCAGGGACGGAAGAGGGGGCGCAGGGACCGGGGCACGCAGGGAACAGAGCUGGGCCGCCGCGCCCGGCGCUGCAGGUUCGGACUAGAGUCCACACGGGUCGCCGGGGCAACGAGGGCUCCGCGCGGUGGCGCAGCGACCCCGAGUUGCCACGGAGAGCCCAGCCUCCUCCUACGCGAGGCGGGUUUCUGCGCGCGGACCUCUCAGGGCCCCGCGGGCUGCGGUUGUUUGCAGGGACGGAGGCGGUGAGGGCGGGGCAGCGUCUGGCCCCGCCCCUCCACCUCGGCCCCGCCCUGCCCCCUGUGCGCACUCGGCUCGGCUCGGCAGCCGGCGGGACGCGGCGGCAGCGGUGGCGGCGGCAGUUCUGCGCUCCCUCCUUUGUACUCGGGCAGCCUCUGCUCCCCGUUCGCGCGUCCUCUCGGCCCACCAGCUCGUGCUCUGCGGUGACGGACGAUGUCGGCGGUGGGCACGGGCGCGGGUGUGGAGGCGGGCUUUUCCAGUGAGGAGCUGCUGUCGCUCCGCUUCCCGCUGCACCGCGCCUGCCGGGACGGGGACCUGGCCGCGCUCUGCUCGCUGCUGCAGCAAACUCCGCGCGCCCACCUGGCCGCCGAGGACUCCUUCUACGGCUGGACGCCCGUGCACUGGGCCGCGCACUUCGGCAAGUUGGAGUGCUUAAUACAGUUGGUGAGAGCUGGAGCUACGCUGGACGUGUCUACCACGCGUUACGCGCAGACCCCGGCCCACAUCGCGGCCUUCGGGGGCCACCCUCAGUGCCUGGUCUGGCUGAUCCAAGCAGGAGCCAGCAUUAACAAGCCGGACUGUGAGGGUGAGACCCCCAUUCACAAGGCGGCUCGCUCUGGGAGCCUGGACUGCAUCGGUGCCCUGGUGGCCAGUGGGGCUCAUGUCCACCUGAGAAAUGCCAGUGGCCUGACGGCAGCAGACAUUGCUCAAACCCAGGGUUUCCAAGAAUGUACCCAGUUUCUGUUGAGCCUCCAGAAUUGUCAUCUGAACAGUUUCUAUAAUAAUGGCACCUUGAAUGGAGGCCAUCAGAAUAUAUUUCCUAUUAGUGUGGGAACAAAUCGCAAGAGAUGCUUGGAAGAUUCGGAGCCCUUUGGAGUAAAGAAAGCUAGAACCGAAGCUCACAGCUCGGGUUGCUGUGUGUCCCUAGCGAAUGGCGAGGCUGAAGACGAUGCUGACAGAAUGCUCGUGGACAGAGAGUUUGCGGCUGUAACAGAUAUGAAAAACAGUAGCUCCGUAUCGAACACAUUGACAAAUGGAUGUGUCGUCAGUGGACAUUUGGACUUCCCCUCCACGACACAGCUCAAUGGGAUGGAAAGCAGGAAUGACCAGUGCUUAACAGGAUCUAAUGGAGUUAGUGUGUUAGGCCCAGGACAGCCGUUUCCGAGUAGCCAGGCUUCCCCCGGUGCGGAUGGGCCCGCGGUGCCAGGAAAGGCGGCGAGCACUGGCUCUGACAUGUGCGGCUCGCUGCACCUCAAUGGGAGCCCAAGUAGCUGCAUAGCCAGUAGGCCUUCCUGGGUGGAAGACGUGGGGGAGAAUUUGCACUAUGGACAUUACCACGGCUUCGGGGACACUGCCGAGAGCAUCCCCGAGCUUAACAGUGUGCUAGAGCAUUCCAGGUCCGUGACGGUGCAGGAGCGGUACGACACGGCCGUCCUGGGCUCCAUGCACCUUUACCACGGCUCCUAAGGCCGGGCGGCCCGGCGCUGUCUGGGCGCAGCACCCGUCCCCAGGAACCAGCCCGGAAUAUUCGCAUAGCACCAGCUUGAAGGAGAGCCGAGGCCUGAGCCCUUGUUCACGGCUCAGGCUUUGGGAGGAAGUGGGCGCUGGACGAGGUCCUCGCGGGUCCUGUGCGCGCCGCAGGCGUACGGAGCACGCGGGAGCCUCUUGCGGGGUGCGCUCGUGGGAUUCGGCCCUUCUGCUGCCGGUCUCAGUGUUUUCUCUAGAAUAUUGUCACCCAUAAAUUGCCAUUUUUCCUUAUGUCAAUUAAAUUAUUUCUGAUGAACAGAUCAGAGGCAGUAAACGAGUUGCCCGGUAAAAACUCUGCACGCAGGUGUAAUUUUGAAAAGAUGGCUUUUAGAAUUUAUGUCAGGACAGCUAUUUCCUAUGCAAGGUGCAGCCUCACAGAGGUUUCCCGCAGUGAUUCGUAUGAAGCAAAGGAUGCUGGUCUUUUCCAAAGUUUUCUCACCGAAACUUGGCAACCUGCGUGGGCGGGUCUAGCUUGUAGACACACACACUGUGCGGGGGUUUGAAUGUCGGCCCUUUCUCCGCUCGCUGCCCUGGUCUCACUGAGGACGCACAGCCCGGGACCGACUGCUGAUUUACUGGGGUUUUAUGCCACACUUACUACUUUGUCUCUAGAAUUUUUACCACAGGUAGUUUCCUUUAUAUGUAGUGGAAGUUACUAUUUGUAGGAACUGUCACAUCAAACUAUUUAACUGACUAUUUUGACAUAUUUUCUUUUCUCCUUGUUUUUGUUUUUUGGGGUUUUCUGCUUUAACAUAUAUACCACUAUGUAUAUCCUGUCAACUGAGAGAAUUUUGUAUCACUCUGAAUAAGACUGCAUUAAGUUUAUGAUUUUAUAGAAAUUAGCUUUUGUUUAGGCAACUAGUGGUUACACUGUGCAAAUAUUGUAAUGAAUUUUUACUUUUCUGAUUUUUGUAAUAAAAAUUGGUGAACACAGAAAAUGUCAAAUGAACAAACCGAUGUCUAAGAGUGUUACUAACAUUUUGUUUUUAAACUGUCCUUCACAAAUUGAAUAAAAAACUCUCAUCUCCA
Messenger RNA from Manis pentadactyla (Chinese pangolin), 3188 nucleotides. It is a transcript of the gene ANKRD10, whose product is annotated as ankyrin repeat domain 10. Gene Ontology annotation, molecular function: protein binding. The record is from RefSeq and is a predicted model, not a curated record. The transcript is spliced from 6 exons. The coding region runs from base 846 to 2099 and encodes 417 amino acids. Lineage: Eukaryota; Metazoa; Chordata; Mammalia; Pholidota; Manidae.